AUGAGCAGCGAGCGCACCCAGAAUGUCUCCUCUGCAACAUACUCCUCUCCCCCCUCAGUGAGAAUUCGCUCAUCUCAGAAUGCACGCUCGGUACCGUCUUCAGCUCUUACGCAGCAGAGACAAUCCCAGGCAGCCACGGACGAUGAUAGCAUGCCUUCCCUGUCUGCUCGGUCAGUCGACUCGGAUUACGAAGAUGACGCGACGAAUACCUUGGAACAGACACUACUAGAACCUCUGCUAGAGCAUGUAGGGUCUCUCCCUGCUGGCGGCCGUGUGGUCGUUGAGGUCGCUUCCUCGCCACCGUUGGUUUCCCCAGGUGCUGUCCAAGACGUCCCGCUUCCCCCUCUCCCGAGGCCAGGUGCCCGCGGUGGUGGAGAAUCGGAUGCAGAAAGCUUGCCAUCUCUGCAGACCGUGUCUGACUCAUCUGACGAUGGCUGGACGGAUGAAGAGGGCGAGGAGGACGAGGAAAGCGACGAAGACGAGGAGGAGGAGGAAGGUGGGGACGAGGAGGACGAACCGGAGAAUGACUCUGCAUUCAAUUCAUUGCCUCAUCUCGGUCCCGCCAGUCUUCCCCGUGGUGCAGUGCGGCUAAUGCACACGCUGACUAGGGCUGUCGCAGAGGCAGGGGAAGGGUGGGUGGGGAUGGACUUCGGGGGCGUAGAUCAAAAUGGCGAUACUUACAUCCUUGGAGGCCCUGGGUCUGACUCAGUGAGGCGGAUGUUCUCAUCACAGACUGAGGAUUCACGAAACUUUGGAACCGACAUUAUGUUCAGCACCAUGCGUCAGGUUCUCGACGCGUUGGGCAGUCCUGCUGUCCCGGAACACGACCCAAAGCGCGCACAAACAAUCUUGAAAGCGCUCGAAAUCGUCCCCGAGGACCUCGUGCGGCGUUAUGAGAAGCUCAGAGCCGGUCAGGAGGGCGAGGAGAGUGAAGGGUGCGCAGUAUGCCGGGAGAGCUUCCUGGACCCUACAGCCUACGAGACGACGGUGGCUGUUCAGUUUACUGAGCUGCCGUAUCCCGGAAGUGAUGACAGCAGUUCUAUUGAAACUCCAUCCAUUCUCGCCUUUCCGUGUCCCGGCAUGCACCUCUUCCACUCACACUGCAUAUCACCUUGGCUAGGGCGCAAGACAACUUGUCCGACAUGCAGAUUUGACGUGGAUCCAGAUUCCCUUACGUUGACGUUCCUUCGCGAUAUCAGGCAGCGUUCGAAUCACCCACUCGCUGAUAAGCAGUGGAGUCCACCGCCACGGAGAAGUUUCAAACGAUGGCUGGAGCGGGAAGAGAGGAAGCUGGGAGGCGAGAGCGUGUCCGAUUUCGAGUCCGACGUUGUCGAAGAGUGUGCCAAUGACUUCACAGACGACGAAAGCGACGAUCUCCCUCCCUUGGAUGCCGAUCAAUUCGCUACAGGAAACUCUGCCUCUAUCCCCGCUAUGUUUCAGAGCAACUUGCCCGGUGCGGAACCACCCCGUGAUGUUGCAAGUUUUUAUAACAUCGACCCGAUUACUCGGGAAAGCAUGCUAGCGGCCCUGCUUCCCAUCAUGGACAUGACUAUAGAUCCGACUGGCAGCUUUACACCACCAGGAGGCGAUGAGGAAUCUGAGGACGAGUGGGAAGAUGACGAAGAUGACGAUGCGCUACCCCCGCUGAUUUCGUCUGGCCAUGGCCCUGUCGCCUCAUCGACGCAAUUCCAGGGGUCAGCGCCUCACAGCGGUGACGGUGCCGUCACUGAACUGCCUCCACUGAUCAAUACCACAAUCUAUGCCUCAUCAGGACCCGCACAACCUGGUCCGCCAUCGUGGCCGCCUUACGAGAACGAUGACGAGAACGACGAGCUGCCGAUCCUCGUACCCGUACGCCCCCGUGCUACACCAUCGCGGCCUGCUGUCGUUACAGACGAGGAUGACCUUCCCGACCUCGUCGAUGAGCCACCGAGCCAGGUGUCAAUGGAAGAUAUUGACUAAAUUAAGCUUAAUCCUUUCCCUCCAGUAAAGGUAGACCAUGUUAUCGCCUUUGUACUUUUCAUCAUCGUUUUGUCGGGUCAGUGGUGAGGAUAGGUAAUCUGUGAUCGUAAGCAAUGUAACGGUAUCCCUUUCAAAUAAUAACCUGCAUAAGUUCCUGUCAACGCUCGUCUGAUUAUGUAAGCUGCUUUAGCCACCC
Phanerochaete carnosa HHB-10118-sp is the source of this 2158-nucleotide messenger RNA. RefSeq lists its product as uncharacterized. The transcript has 2 exons. The record is from RefSeq and is a predicted model, not a curated record. Gene Ontology annotation, molecular function: ubiquitin protein ligase activity. Gene Ontology annotation, biological process: protein ubiquitination. NCBI's taxonomy places the organism in Eukaryota, Fungi, Basidiomycota, Agaricomycetes, Polyporales, Phanerochaetaceae. The coding region runs from base 1 to 1962 and encodes 653 amino acids. Gene Ontology annotation, cellular component: cytoplasm.